AAGCCCCGCCGGCAGUCGCAGACGGCAGACCAACCUCGGCCGCAGCUUGUGAGGGGGAGCAGCGGCUCGUCGGACGGGUGGCACGCCCGGGGGGCCAGCGGAAGGCGACGAAUCCUAGUGUGCGAGCGUGCUUGCAUAGCCGCGCAUCCGGAGAGGGGAGCGGGCUGUCCACAGGUGCAAGGCUCUAUCUGACUGCUGUAAUACAGAUCAAGUACAUUGAAUUUUACUAUGGCAGCUGAGGAAGACGUCAAACAGAGGCAGAUUGUUGAAAAUCGUGCGAGAAAUAUAAGCCACAAUGUUCGGUGCACUGAGUGUGGUAGCCAAUCAAUUGAAGAUUCACAGGCUGAUGUUGCUAUUCUGCUUAGGAAGCUCAUUCGUGAUGAAAUAAAAGCAGGAAAGAGUGAUAAAGAGAUCUACAAGAAACUAGAGGAUGAGUAUGGGGAGACAGUGCUAUAUGCCCCUAAAUUUGAUCUUCAGACUGCUGGGAUAUGGCUUUCACCUGUCAUUGUGGGUGGUAUAGCAGCUGGCAUCUGGGCUUACCAAAAGCACAGGCAAAGGACAAAUGUUCACAUUAUGGCUCUGAACCUGGUCCGAGGGGUACCACUGACUCCUAGGGAGAAGGAGACCAUGUUAGACAUCCUUACACCUCCACCGCCUCCAAGGAAAUGGUGGUGGCCAGGCAAAUGAUGUAGAAUUCAUGUGCUUGACCGACCUGGUAGCAGCACACAAAUGGUCAGGAUGCAAAUUACAUUUUGGAUGCAUAUUGCAUAUGUGAUACUUUGAACCAAAUGUUUUUGUAUUGUGUACUCUACUCAUGGAACUAGCUGCAUUUGCUACAAGCUCUACAUGAUGUAGGGUUGCACGAUGUAAAAUCAUAGCAGCUCGUUGCUGCUAAUUUUAUAAAGUUGUUUGUUGUCAAAAAAGAAAAAAAAACAUGUCAGAUUGCUGCCA
This is a messenger RNA of Sorghum bicolor (sorghum), 951 nucleotides long. RefSeq names its product cytochrome c-type biogenesis CcmH-like mitochondrial protein. The record is from RefSeq and is a predicted model, not a curated record. The coding region runs from base 229 to 687 and encodes 152 amino acids. The transcript is spliced from 4 exons. Lineage: Eukaryota; Viridiplantae; Streptophyta; Magnoliopsida; Poales; Poaceae.